Messenger RNA from Lodderomyces theae, 540 nucleotides. RefSeq lists its product as uncharacterized. The coding region runs from base 1 to 540 and encodes 179 amino acids. The record is from RefSeq and is a predicted model, not a curated record. Lineage: Eukaryota; Fungi; Ascomycota; Pichiomycetes; Serinales; Debaryomycetaceae. The transcript has a single exon.
AUGUCAUUGAACCCUCAGGAGGAAGUAUACAAGCAGUACUUGAAUUAUGACUGGAACUCAGAUUUAGAGUUCCAGAAUGGCUUGCAGGAAAUUUUGGACUCCUACCUCUCCAACAUCAAAGAACAAGAUCCACUGCAAACGUCAAUCUCAAAUCUUGACAAGACACAACUAACGAACCAAGCCAAGCUGUUUUUCUUUUGCCAGAAGACGGGUCAUAUACUAAACCUCGAGGACUUUGAAGAGUGGAAGAUACACAAUGGUGACAAGUUUGCCAAGAAUGCCAAAAUUGUUGAAUUGGGUGAAGAAGAAGAAGAAGAAGACACACAAGAUAAGCAGGAUGAAAGAUUGGCAUCAAGUGAAGAGCAACCUCCUUAUUCGUCCAAUUAUCAAAAUUUAGCUGAGUUGAUAAUGUCCGGAAAACCAGUCCCGGGAAUAAAGGACAUACCACCAGUGGUGUUGACUGAUCAAGGGUCUAAGUCGUCAGCCGCACAAAGAAAGAAACCUUGGGAGGUGAACCAAGAGAGCUCCAGUGGUCAAUGA